AACAAACUUGGCAAAAGGUCAAAGAAACACAACAUAUACGUAAAUCAAACUCAAGUGGAGGUAGUCGAAAAAAAAGAGAAAAAGGAACAGCAUCCCGCAAAAAACAAAAAGGAAAAGCAAUAUUUACAAGCAGCCGACACAGCAGCAACAUGUUGCCGAGGAUAACUUUUCUGUUCAUCAUCAUUUGUGGAUAUUUAUUAUUUACUGACUGCCGUGAAACGGUUCGCUCUAAGCGUGCCAAACGCCCACGAGCUCCGGAGCCCGUGAAUUUCGAGCCGGAGCCCCAGCAGGAUCUGGAAAAUGACGAAAGCGGCAGCCAGGAGAAGGAUCUGCCCGAGAUCCCGGACAAUUUCCUUAGUCCCUCGGUGCGCGAGUACCUCGAGCUGGGCAAAUCCAUUCCCGGUCGUCCCGGCGUUGACUAUCCCAUUCUGUCGGCGGUGCCGUACACAAACUUUUACUGCGACGAGCAGGAGUAUCCUGGAUUCUUUGCCGACAUGGAGACAAGGUGCCAGGGUUGGCACUACUGCGACAUCGAUGGACGCCAGGCCUCAUUCCUCUGCCCAAAUGGCACACAAUUCUCACAGGCGGUCUUCGUCUGCGACUGGUGGUUCAAUGUGCGCUGCGAUCUCUCACCCCGGCUGUAUGCCAUUAACGCCCGACUCUAUCAGCGCCCCAAGGUGAAUCCCACUCAACCACAUCGCAUCAUUACCAAACAACUGGUCGACGACAUCUUUACCUGAACCCCGAGUGAUCCUCUUUUAAAUGUAGCUUAAGUUUGCCGAUGCCUAUUAGUUAAUAGAUUAGUUCUGAUACAAGUUGCUCUCAUUAAAAUUUAAACUAAGAAUCACAUUAUAAAGACCAUUUAUACGAAAAAGAAUGUGCUAAAUAUGUA
Molecule: messenger RNA, 892 nt
Organism: Drosophila takahashii
Lineage: Eukaryota; Metazoa; Arthropoda; Insecta; Diptera; Drosophilidae
Cellular component (GO): extracellular region
Molecular function (GO): chitin binding
Source: RefSeq, a predicted model, not a curated record